Prorocentrum cordatum is the source of this 1065-nucleotide messenger RNA. The record is from the annotation of a GenBank genome assembly. NCBI's taxonomy places the organism in Eukaryota, Dinophyceae, Prorocentrales, Prorocentraceae.
AGCCAUUUUGGCUCAAAUCAUUUGACUCCUAGCCAUUUGGGCUGAAGCCGCAGCCCGCUGUGCACGGCAAGCCGUGCCAGCUGCAGAUAUGUCGAGGAAGCCUGAAGGCCACACCUUGCCCCGAACCAGGCUUUCCGCGGAGAAGUUAACUGGCCUCGUGACCCAGUGGAAGGGCAAGUACGGAUGGAUCAAGCCUGGCGGUGUGAUCGAGCACGAGAAGGCCAAAUUGAAGAACGGCAACCUGUUCUGCACCAUGAAUGACAUCAUGGACGGAAGCGGUGUUCUCCACCCUGGAGCGCCUUGCGAGUUUCACUUGUACGAAGAUGAGACGGGCCUCGGCGCCGAGGAGGUCGUGGAAACGGGACCAGCAGACCCGUCGACGAUCCCGCCAGAGGACCAGGGCAAGUCUAAGGGCAAGGGCGGGUUCAAUUCCUACGGCAAGGCGCCCUUCUCGAACGGGUGGGGGGGCGACAAGGGCUUCGGCAAAGCUCCCGCCAAGGGCUUCUCGAAGGGCUGGUCCGAGCCAUACGGCUUCGGUGACAAGGGCGGCGGCAAGGGCUGGGGCGGCAGCUGGGGCGGCAAGGGCUGGGGCGGCAAGGGCUGGGGCGGCAGCGGGGGCGGCAGAAAGAACAUCAAAAAGGAAAACGCAAAGAGCACCGUCUGGCUCGGAGGCGUCCCCGCGGGCGUCUCCAAGGAGGAGAUCAAGGCCAAUUUCGAAGCCGCGGGCUCAGUCAAGCUGGUUGAGCUCAUCAAGCAGGGGAAGGAGGGUUUCGUCAUCUUCUCUUCGCCGGAGGAGGCAAUGUCCGCGAUCGCAAUGUUCAAUGGCGCCGUCAUCAACGGAUCAGCCAUCCAGGUGGACACGUGGAACGUCAGGGAGACCACGGCGUGAUCUUGCGAUGCCCUCUUUUUGCUGGCUCAGCGGCGGCAAGCAGGUCAGAGCUAGCUCGGGUAGUGAAUCUUGCGGGUGCACCCACGCCCCUUUCUGUCGGACCGGACGAAAGGGAAGGAUAGGGCAAGGGGGGGUUACGACAUCUGCUGCGUGCAGCUGGUUUCCGCCCCGCCGCC